Messenger RNA from Morone saxatilis (striped sea-bass), 3073 nucleotides. Its product is annotated as E3 ubiquitin-protein ligase RNF166. NCBI's taxonomy places the organism in Eukaryota, Metazoa, Chordata, Actinopteri, Moronidae. Gene Ontology annotation, molecular function: ubiquitin protein ligase activity. The record is from RefSeq and is a predicted model, not a curated record. Gene Ontology annotation, biological process: protein polyubiquitination; ubiquitin-dependent protein catabolic process.
UAGCUGCUGUUUGUGACAUUACAGAUUGGUGUUUUUUAUUCAGGUCAUCCCCGCAGCACCGCGAGACACCCGCCAACGAGCACUGCUCCCAAUGUUUACUUCCUCGGCAUGUCUUCUCCAGCCACGGAAAAGUAAUGUUUUGGUUGAUUGAGGAUAAUUUUAUGAUAAGUAAAUUGAAAAGCCGCCAUGUUAGUACGGAGUAUAUUCAAGUAGCUGUGCGGUUAAUGCGCUAGCUAACCGCAUUUUGAACAGCUUCCUCUCUCGGGCAGCGAGCUGUUGUCCACAAUUGCAGAUCCUCUCCGGGCUCCAUGAUGGCGAUGUUUCGGAGCUUUGUCUCGGCGAGCACCCAGCUCCGCCAGCAGCAGCAGCAGCCCAACAGCGGCUCAGGCUCGCUGGCAGCCCCGGCUGAAGGCAUUGAGAGCCAGUUCUCCUGUCCCAUCUGCCUGGAGGUCUACCAUAAACCCGUCAGCAUCGCCAGCUGCACUCACACGUUCUGUGGGGAGUGUCUUCAGCCGUGUCUCCAGGUGACUUCACCCCUCUGCCCUCUCUGCCGCGUGCCCUUUGACCCCAAGAAAGUGGAGCGCUCCUCCAGUGUGGAGAAGCAGCUGGCGUCAUUCAAAGCACCCUGCAGGGGCUGCAGCAAGAAGGUGGCUCUGGUAAAGAUGAGGUCCCACAUUGCUUCCUGUUCUAAAGUACAGGAGCAGAUAGCCAACUGUCCCAAGUUUGUCCCAGUGGUACCGACCUCCCAACCUAUACCAAGUAAUAUUCCGAACCGGUCAACGUUUGUGUGUCCGUUCUGUGGAGCCAGAAACCUGGACCAGCAGGAACUGGUGAAGCACUGUAUGGACAACCACCGUAAUGACCCCAAUAAAGUGGACUACAGCAUCGAUGAAGAGGCAGCACUGCAGGCAGCUCUGGCACUGUCACUGGCUGAAAACUGACAAUAGUUACACCCCCAACCAUCCUGUCACCGCCAGCACCAACUCCACCACCACUGUGCUGCUGCUCCUCCACUGCUCAAAAGGUAUCAUCCUGACCCAGCCACAUUCACAUUCUCUCACUUCCUUUUCACGUCAAGCCAAGGAGGAUUUUCCUGCAGCCAGGAUGGAUGGAUGUAUCUUGUCUGCUUCAUUUUGAUUUGAUGGUUUGAAGACACUGUGGGUUUAAAAUGGAUCCAGUGACUGUAUCAAGAUAAGCUAUGUCAAAAACCCAUUACACAUUGACUUUAAAAAUCCAAACCUACAGCUUGGAAACCACUCACAGCUUCAGUUUCAGCUGCCACCUGGACCAGCACAGCAUGAAGGGCUACCUCCACGGAAAAAUGUCUCCUCUGUGAGUUGGAUGCCUGCUGACUCUGAAACAGUGGUUCACGUCUCUGAGCACCUUUGUGAUGAGUUAAUAUCCAGAAGCUAGCCCACAAGAGCUAAUUAGGAAGCAUUUUGCAAAGGUAAACAUAAGAAUAUAAAAAAACAAACAAUGAAUCAGUGGCUCCUAUAUUCAUGUGGUAUUUUGCAAGACAAAGGCAAAACAAAAUACCAAUAGCUGGCAGCAAUAGCAGGCUAGAUGACUAUAUACACAACAGAAAGUUUGUCAUGGUGCUCAGCUCUGUAGGAAAUUACUUUGUUGACUGAGCGGCCGGUAGCAUGGUUGCGUCUGUAAUAUUACAGUCCAUGACAUCUUUCUGAUGGUCAUGUUUAGGGCUGUGUGAUAUGACCAAAAUUUCAUAUCCCAUAAUAUAGGUUAUUUCAUAUCCAGAUAAUGAUGCAUAUCAGCACAUUUGCUUUAAAUUAGAUGAACAGUUUAUAUAAACUGGUCACAUAGAAAGGCCCCACAUUUUGAAUCAUAUAUUUUUCUCCUUUUAUUUAGAACCUUUGUGCAAAUUUUCUCUUUCUCCGUUCUGAUUGACAUGAUUUGUGGGAUGAUGUGUCGGUGGUAAAAGAGUUUAGUGGUGUUUGAGUCUGUUAUGGUGACCAGUCUGUGGCAUAAUUUGCAAAGUGUGGUUUUCUGGUUCGUGUCAGAGUUUUCGUACCCAAACCAUGCCCGCGUGACAAACGUAGAUCCCAACUGAUAUACAAUUUUAGGGCCCAGUACCAAUUUUAGAGAGGGAAAAGUCACUGAUUAUUACCUAAAUGGCAGCCAGUAUAGUGAAGUUUCAAGCUGGAAUGAGAAUAGCACUUUUUUACUCUGCAAAAGGACUCGUAUUAUAUUCUUACUCUGUGCUGCUUACCCCAUUGUAAAUCACAGCGCACUCUGCUGGACGAACUUUGUAGUGACGGCAAUAUAUUACCACAAGCAUUUAUUUUUGCACUAAAUACUGGAAAAUCAGUUUUCAUAUCGGAGCAUAUUGCAUAACAUCUGCCGGUACUGAUACGAUGCCAAUAUGUCUGCGAUAUCAGCCAAUAAUACCAGGCUGACCCAUAUAUGGGUCGACUGAUAGGACGACCCGACACACUGUAUAUCUUCAUAUCGCGCAGCCCUAGUCACGGUCUGUAGUUCAGAUGGCGCCAGAACAUCAUUCAUUAAGAGGUUGAAAUUCCAAAAUAAGUGUGUAAGCUCCUUCCAUUAUCUGGCCUUACAGUUCCACUUCGGUAACCCGGUGGUCCACACUGCUACACUCAGUUUGUAUUGUAUUGUAUUCUGCCUGCACUGUUGAAGUUAGUCAGACAGAUGGCAGACAUUCUCCGUUAUUUACACACUGGACUCCGGAGAGGACAUGUAGACUGACAGUUGUCCCUGUAAUAUUAUAUUAUAUUGAGAAAAAUAUCAUAAACAGUACAUACAGUGUUGAGUAGCGGCAACAGAACAUAUAAGACUGUAUGAUAAACUGAGGUUUAAAUACAAUACUGGCAGUAUUUUAAACUAUUAUAAUAAACACAGCAAUAUUAAUCUAAAGUAAGAUCACUGUUAAGAUACUAAACCUUACCACAUAAGUAUGAAUAGGAAUAUAGUAUUAUUCAGGGCUUAGAAUUCCUGUGAGCUGGAGAUUUUAUAUUUGUAUUAAUUAAAUUUUAUUGUUACUUUCUAUGCACACAAAAAUGGAAUUUGUUAAAUAAACCACUGAAGAAGCAAAAUA